Saprolegnia parasitica CBS 223.65 is the source of this 288-nucleotide messenger RNA. RefSeq lists its product as hypothetical. Bases 1 to 288 code for a protein of 95 amino acids. The transcript has 2 exons. The record is from RefSeq and is a predicted model, not a curated record. NCBI's taxonomy places the organism in Eukaryota, Oomycota, Saprolegniomycetes, Saprolegniales, Saprolegniaceae.
AUGCAUCGCCUGGUCAGCGGACGCUCGAGUGGGAGCUACGAGUCGACGGCCUCGGCCGUCUUUCCCGAGUACCUGGCUGGCAUGCCACUCUCGCGUCGCCAUUACAUGAUUCAAACGGAAGCCAGCACAUGCAGCAUCUUCCUGGGCCAUCAACCUGGACCAUCCAUCGACCUCAUGCGGGAGCUGCCAAGCAACCUCCAUGACGCUGUCGUCGACGUGCAGCUGCGGCCGCGCGACAUGCGCCAUCUCCCGCUGCAAAUUUCGUUCCCGAGACGUAUCCGCCAAUGA